Coregonus sp. 'balchen' is the source of this 853-nucleotide messenger RNA. NCBI's taxonomy places the organism in Eukaryota, Metazoa, Chordata, Actinopteri, Salmoniformes, Salmonidae. The record is from the annotation of a GenBank genome assembly.
GCCCUCUCUCCAACACCUGUCAGGACUUCUGGCAAAUGGUGUGGGAGCAGGGCGUGGCCAUCAUUGCCAUGGUUACAGCUGAAGAGGUGUGUGUGUGUGUUACACUGGACUUUAUUAUGUCUGUAUGUCCAUGGUUUGUUGUUACUGUUAUUGCAUGACCUCAGAUCUAGGAAGGCAUACUGCGCUUUAAGCAAUAACAUUACUCUUUGACCCUGGCUAACCUUUGGCCUCUAACCCCUUUGCAGGAGGGUGGCAGGGAGAAGAGUUUCCGCUACUGGCCACGGCUCGGCUCCCGCCACAACACGGUGACGUACGGACGCUUAAAGAUCACCACGCGCUUCAGGACAGACUCAGGCUGCUACGCCACCACAGGCCUGAAGAUAAAACACCUGCUGACGGGCCAGGAGCGCACUGUGUGGCACCUGCAGUACACAGACUGGCCCGACCACGGCUGCCCUGAGGACUUCAAGGGCUUCCUCUGUGAGUGGACCGGUUGGAAUAACAUGUAUUCAAACCAGGAAGUCCCUUUUAAGAUAGGAAAUCUCUAUUCCAAGGGAGAGCAGGUCAAGAAGGCAGUUCCAGUCAAAGUUAAAUGAGUGUUCAGUGAUAACUUGAGAUUUUGUGUUGUAAAAUACUGUUUUUAUUUAGUUUGGUUAAUAGAAUACAUAAUUAUCUUAUUUCAAUGUUAUCCCCAGUGUACCUGGAGGAGAUCCAGUCAGUGAGGAGACACACCAACAGCACCAGCGACCCAAAGAACACCAACCUGCCCGUGCUGGUCCACUGUAGCGCUGGAGUGGGCCGCACCGGGGUGGUCAUCCUCUCUGAGAUCAUGAUCGCCUGUCUGGAACACAAC